AAGAAGAGGACAAAAACAACGGAAAUUCUUUUUCUUUCCGCAAUAUGUGAAUGUACCUGUUUAGUGAAGGUUGGCGAAUGCCUCAGUAAUUGAGUGGGUAUGUCUAGCAGUAGAUCCUCAGAAGAUGUGUUGCUAAUUGUGAACCAUGUGCGACACAAGAAGACAGAUGGAGUUCUGUACCUCAUGGGCGAACGGAUGGGCUGGAUGGUGGAGAGUAAGAGCAGCUUCUCCCUCAGUCACAUGUACUCGGACAUCAAGAGUCAAAAAAUUUCUCCUGACUCCAAAGACAAGGUGCAGCUUCAAAUUGUGAUGCAUGAUGGCAGUGCUAAAACAUUCCACUUUACAAACCCCAAAGGUCGAGAUGCUGGGGUUAGGGAUAGAGAUAGCAUCAAAGAACUUCUACAGCAGCUUCUACCAAAGUUCAGAAGCAAGAUCAGCAGUGAAUUGGAAGAAAAAAACAGGUUAUUACAGGAAAGUCCGGAAUUAUUUCAGCUGUAUAAAGACUUGGUGGUCAGUGGUGUGAUAACAGCAGAGGAGUUCUGGGAGUCCAGGGCUGAUCAACUUUCAAACAUAGGCAAACAGGAAGGCAGCAAGCAGGCAGUUGGUGUUUCAGCAGCCUUUCUGGCUGACAUCAAACCACAGACUGAUGGUUGCAAUGGGCUCAAGUACAAUCUUACUGCAGAUGUUAUAGAAUCUAUAUUUAGGACAUAUCCAAUGGUGAGGAAAAAGCAUGCCGAGAAUGUACCCCAUGAGAUGACAGAGAGUGAAUUCUGGACACGGUUUUUCCAGUCUCAUUACUUUCACAGGGACCGAACUGUCAUUAGCAGUAAGGAUUUAUUCUCAGACUGUGCCAAGAAUGAUGACAGAGAGAUAAAAGAUGAAGUGACUAAAAGAGUGAAUGACCCUCUCCUGGACAUGUCAAAAAUGGAUGAUUCAAAUUCUGGUGAUGGCUUUGGCGGGAUGUCAGAUGAACGACGACUUACCACGAAUCAGACCAAUCUGACCAUGAUUCGCAGAUUCAAUCACCACUCCACUAUGGUUCUUAAGGCCUGUGAAAGAAACAAAACUACCAAAUCUCAGGAGACCACUAAUGGGGCUAGUGGUACAAGUGACAAUAGCUCCAAGAAAGCCAAUGGGGCAGUGUCUCAUACAGUUGCUAACGGUGAUAUGGACUCUAAUAGUGCUAGCUCAGAUGUGUUCAAAGAACCUUCCACCAAACGAGCAAGGAUUCAAGAGAAACUGGAAUAUGAGGAUUUAGAAGGUAGAAUUCAAUCUAAGAAUGUGAAUUUAAGACUACACAAAACAGAUGGAUACCUUCAUGGUCCAAGACCUGUGGUGAUGUCAAAAUACAUGACAAGUGAGGAUGCAUUCAGUGCAUCACACUUUGUAUCAGAGGAACUGUCUGACUGGGCGCCGGAACUCUCUAAUGUGCUACGCGGUCCUGUUGCUCUAGGUGUUUUAGGGGAAUUGUCUCCAGGUGGUACUCUGAUGUAUGGCACAAGUCAUCAACAGCUCCACAAUAUGGUCGCAGCAGAUAUACAAGAAGAACUUAAGAAACAAUAUACAGCUUUACAGGAACUUCUCAGGCAUUUCUGGACCUGCUUCCCAGCCUCCUCUAAAUUCUUAGAAGAAAAGGUUUGCAGAAUGAAGGCGACUUUAGAAAGAUUUCAAGUAACCAAACUCCUUCCAUUAAAGGAAUCUCUAAAACAGCAUCACUACACAAUAGAUCUGGUUGGACACUUGGAAGAACUCUUGUCUACAGCUUAUGCUAAAUUUGAUGCUUGGCAAGCCAAGAAAAUGGCCAAAAGAUCAUGACCCAGAAGACUGUUAGUUCUGACAUUAAAGAUGGAGGCAUUAUAUUGUGGUGAAAAGUUUUUCGAUUCAUGUUAUUCAUAUUGUA
This is a messenger RNA of Ylistrum balloti, 1900 nucleotides long. RefSeq names its product general transcription factor IIH subunit 1-like. Gene Ontology annotation, biological process: nucleotide-excision repair; transcription by RNA polymerase II; transcription by RNA polymerase I. Bases 100 to 1815 code for a protein of 571 amino acids. Lineage: Eukaryota; Metazoa; Mollusca; Bivalvia; Pectinida; Pectinidae. The record is from RefSeq and is a predicted model, not a curated record. Gene Ontology annotation, cellular component: transcription factor TFIIH holo complex; transcription factor TFIIH core complex. The transcript has 13 exons.